Molecule: messenger RNA, 5451 nt
Organism: Pygocentrus nattereri (red-bellied piranha)
Lineage: Eukaryota; Metazoa; Chordata; Actinopteri; Characiformes; Serrasalmidae
Gene: fam171a1
Product: family with sequence similarity 171 member A1
Exons: 8
Coding region: 377-3073 (898 amino acids)
Biological process (GO): stress fiber assembly; regulation of cell shape
Cellular component (GO): plasma membrane
Source: RefSeq, a predicted model, not a curated record
GUCUAGUACACUAAUUCAGCACCGAAUCCGGCGUUAUUUUUAACGAACUACGAAGUGCACUGCAUAAUGAGUAAGGGAGCUAUUCUGGAUCGAGCCCCAGAAGUUGGCUCUAUGGAGGGGUAGGGUUAAACCGGUGGCGCUCUUUCUCUCCCUCCAAUCUGUAGCGACUUCUCCUGGCCCGAAACACGCACACUCGGCUGAGCGGCGUCCCGGAGGAGGAUGUACACUGAAGGUUUUCCGUCAGCCGUACCGACAUGAACGAUAUGAGCAACGAAUACGCGAAAUUAUGGACGGGACCAAAACCGUGGAUGGCGUUGUAGCGCUAUAGAAAGUGCCUGUUGUUGAGAAGAGACCUGUUUUCUGUUGAAGUUCAAUAAUGCGGCUCACGGUUAUCAGCCGGUCUGUGGCGGUCGUGCUCUGCAUUUUAGGAUGCGAUAUCUGGAAAGCAGUGACUGAAGCUUUGCGAGAAGACAGCGAUGCCAAAGAAGUGGCAUUGAAGGUUCACCUGAGUGACGCCAGCACUCACCAGCCCCUCUCCGCUGUCACCGUGGAGAUCUUUGCCAACCACACGCCCAUCACUAGGGAGAUCUCUGGCACCGACGGCAACGCCUUCAUCAGGUUCCACUACCGCCUGGGUGACCUGCUUGUAAUCACGGCAACUAGGCGUGGCUAUGUUCCAAACUCCGCACCAUGGCAACAGACUAAGCUGCCUGUCUUCUCGUCUCUCAGCCUGGAUCUGCUUCCCGAGAGGGCUGCUACUCUGAUGGUGUAUGACAAUGACAUUCAAAUCAUCUCUGGAUACCAAGGAUCGAAGCUCCAGCCGUGGGUUCACUUCCAGAGAAGAGCGCUGAGUCUUCCUCCAAAUGCCACCUACACCAACCUGACCGCCUUUCUGACUGUCAGUCACUCAGGGCAAGACACACAGCACUUCCCCUACCUGCAGGGUUUCCGUUCCAACAGCACAGGCAAUGAUCAUAGGUUUGAGCUGACCCCUGUAGCUGCCAUUAGUGUCCAUCUUCUGGGAAGUGAUGGGGUGGAGCUUCAUGUCAAUGAGCCAAUCAGUGUGAGCAUUCCCCUGCCUGCCAAUAGUGGACUAAAGGAGAAUGACCACAUACCCGCCUGGAGGUUCGAUCCCAAACUCGGGGCCUGGUUGAAGAGCAGUUUGGGGUACAUACAGAGAGAAGGAGGUGAACUCACCCUUACGUACUUCGCCCCUCAGCUGGGAUACUGGGUGGCAGCCAUGUCUCCUGUAAACACAGGUCCUGUGGUUGCAAAAGACAUCAGCACAUACCACACUGUUUUCCUGUUAGCCAUACUGGGAGGCAUGGCCCUAAUCUUGCUCUUCCUCCUCUGCCUUCUGCUGUAUUACUGCAGAAGGAAGUGUGUGCGCUCUCGGCGAGCCCACCAGAAAUUUGCUCUGUCCUCGGCUCUAGACGGCUCCAAACGGGACCAGGCCACAUCCAUGUCGCACCUGAACCUAAUCAGCGAGACGCACCUGGACCAAGUAGGGGCAGAGCCAGACCAGCACACGCCUAUGCUGAAACCUCGCCCCUAUGACUCGUCUACCAAUGAGAUGGCAGUGUCUCAGGACGAGCUCCGGAGCCGCGGCUCCACCAGCAAUGCUUACCGGCGCUCGGCUGAGACGUUUGCCCUCAAAUCGGCCUCAGAGGGCUACGACUCCCCAGCAGCUCGCGGCGAAUAUCGACGGAGCUACACCUCCAUCGUCUCUUCUUCUGUUCAUCCCCUCCACACCUCUGUUUCUUCCUCCUCCCCCCAUCCGCUGCACCACACCGCAUCAACUGGUCGUUUGUCCUCAGAUAGCAAGGCCAGUGUGCGCGAUCCCCGGCUCUCUCCAGUCACAGCCACACCUGUUGCCAUGGGAACACCUCUGGCCACACCCACAGGCCCUGCCAUUUCACCUGAGAGAGAGCUGGGCAUGAUAGAGCGCAGGCCGGCUGACUACUUGCUUUCACGGUCAGUGGAUCAUCUGGAGCGCCCUGCUGCUUUUCCCCGCCCGGGAGCUCUGCUGUGCUGCACCUCUGAACUCCAGGUAAGCCAGGGUGGCGCCACCUAUCAAAAAGCUCGCCCCACCCUGCUAAUCCCUGCCCACUACAUGCGACUGCCUGGGACACACCCCCUGUCAGGCCAGGCACUUCUGCUCCAGUCAGAUGAACAGAGCGAGCUGGAGAACAUCCGCGCGGAGCUUAACGCCUCCCAUCAGUCCCAGGGGGAGGUGGGGCAAGGGGACAAAGAGGUAGGGCUGGAGGAGCGGAGAGAGGGAGCAGGAGGGGAUGGGGGUGGGCCCGGGCCGGCAGAGGAGUGGACAUUACAGACUGCGGCACUGCCUGAAGCUCUGUCCAUCCCCAACUCACUCAGUCAGGCGGGGUUAGGGGUGGUACAAAUGAACGGAGAGGAUCAGCUAUUGGCCGAAAAGACACUUAUGGAGCUGAGGGGUGGGAAGCCCCUCGCACACCCUCGAGCCUGGUUUGUGUCAUUGGAUGGACGCUCAAACGCCCAUAUUCGCCAUUCCUAUAUUGAUUUGCAGAAGGCAGGGCACAAUGCUAGUUGUGCAGGAAGCAAUGAUGCUAGCCUGGACUCUGGUGUGGACAUGAGUGACCUCACGCCAGGCCGCAAGGGCCGAGGUCAAGAAAGAGCCCGGCCCACAUCGCCUGCUGUAGCAUUUACACAGCUGGUGUUUGUUGAAAACUCUAAAUCUAGCAGUGAUGCCAAUGCAAAUUCUAACUCCAAAGUCAGCCCCACUCCAGCCUGCAGCCCCGAGGACCACUCGCUUGAGCCCUUGCUGCCUGAGAGAGCUGGUCAGGAGGCAGAGGAAGAGACUUUAAUGACCCCAUCACCUCCUUUGCUGCCCUCUCCGCCGCUCCAUUCACCUCCUCCCCUCCCUGAGCCCUUGGUGGUAGGGGAGGAGGAUGAGAGAGGAGACAAAGAGCUGAUCCUCAGGACUGAGACCAAGGACAACCUGGCUGCACCUGAUGACAGCGGCGAGGACGAGAACAAGAAGAGUCCAUGGCAAAAGCGCGAGGAGCGACCACUGCUUGCCUUUAAUCUCAAAUGACCCCCAGACCAUCAAACUCUUUACCUUCUGUCCUGUCCUAAUGAUGGGAAUUGCCUUCUAUGAAGCGGUAGUUUAGCAAAAAAUCUGAUUUACACAGUUUCCCCAUUAUUAUCCCAAAUGUAGUUGAUUAAUAAGAUGUUUGGUGUCUAAAGUUUGCUUCUUUAGUUUUCCACUGAAGCUAGAAGUAAAUCACACCCAUGCUCUGUACAAUGAAUUAAGUACUUUUUAUUAUUAUGUGUAUUAAAGACCAUGGGUGCCCAAACAUUUUGUGAUGAAAGUGUAAUGUUUGUGGUGGGCUAAGGACCAAAAAGACCAAAUAUCUAGCUACCUUGUUAGCCUAUAUAAGACAACUGUCCUGAACUUAUGUCUUAUGUACGUAUCAUGUAGCCUAAAUAAUUAAAUGGAAAUGUUUGUUCUCUCAUUGGGUGUUGGCCAGCAGGCCUCACUUUGGGCAGCCCGGUCAUUAGCCUCAUAGCUCUGUUGUAGAACAAACUUCACAUACCAAGCAUGUCUCGAACCCAGACUUAUGUUUGGAUGUAAGGGGAAAACUGCAUAGAUUAGAUUUUUGUCUAAACUGUCGUAUAAAUACAGGCUUUGGGUUUGCCUAUAUUUUUUGUUGUACCUGUGAAAGCGGAAAACAGGAGCAUCACAACCUGAAUUGACACAGGAAAAUGCUCCAAGCAGCGCUUCCGAGCUCAUGAUGCAGGAACUUGCUUAUGUAUGAACAAACUGAAAUUCAAAAGCAAGAAAAAAGCACUCCUUUUGAACACAUUUAUGCACAACAGCUAUGCCUUUAUUAUUGUUUGUUUUUUUUGUUAUACAAACUGAGCAAAAAAGAGAGCCAUUGUGUGACGGUGAGAUGUCUAGCUUUAUGAACUGCUGCUGCUGUUCAGGUUGGCAAUAUGAUCUUUGGUUGGUGGCAUAUGGGCACUGCAGUUUGAUAGCAGUAAAUUUGCACCUGUUCAUUGUACCUUAGCACUUAGCUGAGAACAGUGAGGUGUAUUAAGUACAGUCUUCCAUGUUUGAGUCUGUAAUUCUAUUGUAAUUCUAGAUCUACUAUGGUUCUUAGGCUUUCAUGGUAAGAUAUUGUCAGUAUUUCCAUUGUUUCUUUAUUUAAUCUGAUAAGGAGUCAUAUAAAGUGCUAGAGCAAAAAAAUUGGACAGUACUGGCAUAAUUAUUAGCUGAUUAUGCUAGUGCUGCCUGAUCUUUAUGAUCUUUAUAUUACCACCAUCAAAUAAUAUGAAAAAAGCAAACAGCACUAGUAUUUUGUUUAACAAAUUUUGCUGAUGCUGUAUGAUUUUAUAUCGUAUCAUUUACGUAAUUUGUUAAAUAUUAGUUUAUUAUGCUAGCGUUGUACAGUCUUUUCUAUAUUAUUUGAUAAACAAUUCAACAAAUCAAAUCAGAGCCGUUUCUUCAUCAACAGGCAGUUCCUCUGUAGUCAAAACGUAUUUGUGAGCUGAUGUGCUUCACACUUGCAGGCCCAUAAUGCCGACUAGAAAGCCAUAGCUAUGCAUUGCUUUAAUACUGAAGAUUUGGAAGCUUAAUAUGCCUUUUUUGACAUUUUAUUCACUACUUUGUGGUUUAAAUGCGAUAUUUUAGUGACCAUUUUAUCCAGCAAGUCGUUAUUUCUGUCUUUGCUUGAUUUUUGUCUUUAUGUAAGGAAGGACACACAUAUACAACUGCUUGUGACCUGCUUUCUCAUUCCAAAACUGCUGCAAAAGUGCCUCAAGCAAAUACGCUGAAUUCACCACCAUCGCUUCAUUUUCCUGGUCAGAUCACAUACCAUUAGGGCUGGGAUGGUAGCAAUUAGGAAAAAUUGAAAAAUCAAGAGCAGUAACUCAAAAUUAGUAUUAAACAUUUCCAGUAAAUCUAGGACAGUUUCAAUUUGCACCAGAGGGGGGCGAUAAAGUCUUAAGGCCUUUUCACACUGAGUCUGUGUUUCAUGUCGGAGUUCAUGGUUGGUUUUCACAUUCAGCUGCUUGGAGUUCCGAGCAGACGCAGACACACCUUCACCCACAGUUGUGAGAUGGCAUUUAUUAGCAGAACGGAUCGUUCCCCGUUGUCUGUUUUAGAGUCUGUGUCUACCUUUCAUUCCCACUCAAUGAAUUGAUUUUUGAUUAGUCUUUAUCAUCUGCGCAUGGGUGAUGAACAGCGUUUAGUGUUGUGUUUGUAAUUACAUGAAAAAAAGAAUUACAAGUACCUAAUUACGUCUUCCAAAUUGAAUGAGAUGUUACUACCUGGAAAAAGGAUAACUUUAUAUUGCUGCUGUUGAAACAAGCUUCCUUUACUUAUAAUGUAAGGCAAUGGAACCAGACUUUUUUCCAAGUAAUUUUGGGCCAUUUCUUUUAGUCCAUGCAUCAUGACAUUUACACACAAUG